AAUGUGGCACUGAAGAAUUAUCGGCCAAGUUUUUCAACGAUAUUCCCGAGAAUGUCAUGGAUGUUGAUUUCACAUCAUCGAGGUUUAACAGGCGUAUACUAUUCCCUAAUCAUAUCAAAUAUAUUUGGAUUUCCCACGAUCGUACUGAUGAAGGAACAAUGCUAACAUUAAGCAAGAGAUGUAAAGAAUUUAUAAUAAAUUGUAUACCAGCUAUAAUCGUAUCAUCACAUAAUAUGGUGCAAAUCAAAACAUUACCUGACUCAUAUUUCAAAUCCAUAGUGAACGAGUGUAGUAAUCAAAUAAUGUUAGAAUUGAGGGGUGUAAGAAUCGAUUAG
This is a messenger RNA of Vavraia culicis subsp. floridensis, 335 nucleotides long. RefSeq lists its product as uncharacterized. The record is from RefSeq and is a predicted model, not a curated record. The annotation marks the transcript as partial. The transcript has a single exon. Lineage: Eukaryota; Fungi; Microsporidia; Pleistophoridae.